Nicotiana attenuata is the source of this 1725-nucleotide messenger RNA. RefSeq lists its product as uncharacterized. Lineage: Eukaryota; Viridiplantae; Streptophyta; Magnoliopsida; Solanales; Solanaceae. The transcript has 4 exons. Gene Ontology annotation, molecular function: nucleic acid binding. The coding region runs from base 1 to 1725 and encodes 574 amino acids. The record is from RefSeq and is a predicted model, not a curated record.
AUGGCGAUCUCUGAUGAAUCAAGCAGUACUGUAAAUGACAGAGUCAACACAACCAGAGGAUCCACGAUUCUCGAUCAUAAUCACCCGCUAUAUCUACAUCCUUCCGACGGUCCUGGAUCCAUGUCGGUAGGGCUUAUACUAACUGGAAUGGAGAAUUAUACUCUCUGGAGUCGGGCCAUGAAGGUAGCUUUGUUAGGAAAAAAUAAACUGUGUCUAGUCGAUGGAUCGACUUCAAAAGAGGAUUUUGGAUCUGAUCUAGCACACCAGUGGAAUCGAUGCAACGCGAUUGUGACCUCAUGGUUAAUGAGCAAUGUUAGUAUGGAUUUGAUAACUGGAGUACUUUUAUCAUCUAAUGCUCGUACAGUGUGGGCUGCGUUCAAGGAACGUUUUGAUAAAGUAAAUGGAUCGAGAUUAUACUAUCUGCACAAGGAGAUAUUCACAAUGACUCAAGGAAUUUGUUCUGUUUCUACGUACUUUACAAAGCUCAGAGAUCUGUGGGCAGAGUAUGAUUCUAUUUUGCCACCACCUCCAGCAAUAGAGUAUGUUGAGCGGUUAGAAUAUCAACAUCUGUUACAAUUUCUCAUGGGAUUAAGUGAUAGCUUUGAACAAGCUAGAAGUCAGAUCCUCUUAAUGCCUACCUUGCCGUCUAUCAAUAAAGCAUAUGCCAUGGUAGUUCAAGAUGAAAGCAGGCGCAUGAUCACCGGUAACAAUUAUGGAAAUGCAGGGAACAUUGAGCCUACUGCUCUAUUUACUGCACAAUCAGGAAACAAACAAAGAAGACAUUUGAAGGAUAAAUGCUACAAGAUCGUGGGUUAUCCUCCAGAUUUCAAGCCAAAGGGAAAAGCAAAUGCUGCCUUAUUGAGUGAACAACCUCAGACCACACAAAUGUCUAAUCAACAGAUAAGCAAUGCAACAGUUCCAGCCCAGUUCUUCACACAAGACCAGUACAAUCAACUAUUACAACUAUUGAACAAGAAUUCUGUUGGAUAUGCCAAUGCUCACAUGGCAGACUUACUGCAUAAUAAACAAUCAGUAGGAAGCACAGGACAAGUUCAAUUGCCUACAGGAGAUUCAGCCACAAUUUCACACAUGGGAGAAUGCCAACUCACAGGAGGUGAUACUCUUAAGGAUGUUCUUUGUGUUCCAGCUUUCAAGUUCAAUCUUUUGUCAGUAUCUAAUAUGACAAAGGACUUGAAAUGCUGUGUCACAUUCUUUCCACAAUGUUUUGUAUUUCGGGACCUCUUGUCUGGGAAGGUGAAGGGGAUUGGUAAGGAGGAGGAAGGACUAUAUGUUUUGUCUACAUCAGUUGGAGGAAAAGUGAAUCGAGCCUUUGCAGCAACUAGUGGAGCAGGUGCAGACUUAUGCCAUAAACGAACAGGACAUGUUCCAAUGCAAAGUUAUUGCCUAUACACUCAUCAACAAAAUGGGGUAGUUGAACGAAGACAUAGGCACAUACUUGAGAUGGCCAGAGCUAUUAGAUUUCAGGGACAUUUGCCUGUUCGAUACUGGGGCCAUUGCAUUGACACAACAUUCUGCAUUAUCAACAGGAUUCCCUCCUCAAUUCUUGUAGGUAAAUCCCCUUAUGAAAUGCUACAUGGGAAACAACCUUCUCUUUCCCAUUUGAGAGUGCUAGGAUGUAUAUGCUUUGCAACAAACUUGAUCAAGCAUGACAAGUUUGAGCCAAGGGCUGUAAGAUCUGUUCUAUUGGGAUAUGCAGCACAUUAG